Messenger RNA from Trichoderma virens Gv29-8, 948 nucleotides. RefSeq lists its product as uncharacterized. Lineage: Eukaryota; Fungi; Ascomycota; Sordariomycetes; Hypocreales; Hypocreaceae. The transcript is spliced from 2 exons. The coding region runs from base 1 to 948 and encodes 315 amino acids. The record is from RefSeq and is a predicted model, not a curated record. Gene Ontology annotation, molecular function: oxidoreductase activity.
AUGGAGAAGUUUCGUCCCUCUCACAUUCUAGUUUUUGGUGCAACCGGUAAUGUCGGUAAAGCGAUUAUGGAUGCCCUUGUGAGUGCCAACCCGGCAUUCCCCAGGCUUUCCAUCUUUACUUCAAAGGAGACGGCUGUAAGCAAGCACGAUCUAAUCGAUGGCUGGAAAUCAUCUAGCGUGUCUGUCUUGCUGGGAGAUAUUAUGAACACUCAAGACAUUGAAGCGGCGUACCGCGAAGUGGAUACAGUCAUUAGUUGUCUUGGACGAGGCGCACUUGAGGCACAAAAGGAGCUUAUCCGACUGGCUGAAGCAUCUCCAACGGUGCGUUGGGUGAUUCCUUCAGAAUUCGGCACAGACCCAGAACAUAAUGAACUUAGUGCGCAAGAGAAACCGCACCAAAUGAAGCUAGCAAUCCGGAAGUUUAUCCGUGAAAACACAAAACAGCUAAAUGUGACCUACCUAAUCGUAGGGCCAUACUUUGAUAUGUGGAUUGACCAAUACAAGUGGAAGGAUGGAUUUGGCGGUAUUGACGUGGCAGAAAGGGAGGCAAUCUUGACUGGAGAUGGAGACACGAAGAUUGGGUUCACAACCUUGAAAGAUGCGGGAACGGCGGUCGUGGCAGCCUUGCGUCACCCAGAAGCGUCUCUGAAUGCGAUUUUGAGAGUCGCAUCCUUUGUCAAGACACCAAAUGAAGUUCUAAGCGAGUAUGAAAAGCAGCUUGGUGUCAAGUUCAGUGUCAAGAAUAUCUCACUAGCCGAUCAGGAGGCUGCGGAACGGAAGAUGUGGGAAGAAGAAAACCCCUGGGCGACAGUGGCUGCCUUGCGUCGUAUCUGGGCAACUGGCGGCGCCAUGUAUGAGCGGUUCUCGAAUGAGGAUAUUGGUUUGGGCGAUGGUGAAAUGGAGAGUCUUGAAAAAGCCGUUCGAAAGCAUAUCAACCUUUAUAAGUAA